AUGACUGAGUACAAACUGGUGGUAGCUGGAGCAGGUGGUGUUGGGAAAAGUGCUCCGACAAUCCAGCUAAUCCAGAACCACUUUGUAGACGAGUAUGAUGCCACAAUAGAGGAUUCAUAUCAAAAACAGGUGGUUAUAGAUGGUGAAACCUGUGUGCUGGACAUACUGGACACAGCUGGACAAGAGGAGUACAGGGCCAUGAGAGACCAGUACAAGAGGACAGGCGAAGGCUUCCUCUGUGUGUUUGACAUCAAUAAUAGCAAAUCAUUUGCAGCUAUUAACCUCGACAGGGAGCAGAUUAAACGAGUAAAAGACUCAGAGAAUGUACCUAUGGUGGUGGUAGGAGACAAGUGUGAUUUGCCAACAAGGACAGUUGACACAAAACAAGCACGUGAACUGGCCAAAAGCUAUGGAAUUCUAUUCAUUCAACCCCAGGCAGGGUUGAAAAAACGCAAUAGCAGUGAUGAUGGGACUCUAGGUUGUAUGGGGUUGCCAUGUGUGGUGAUGUAA
Molecule: messenger RNA, 510 nt
Organism: Echinops telfairi (small Madagascar hedgehog)
Lineage: Eukaryota; Metazoa; Chordata; Mammalia; Afrosoricida; Tenrecidae
Product: GTPase NRas-like
Exons: 1
Coding region: 1-510 (169 amino acids)
Biological process (GO): Ras protein signal transduction
Cellular component (GO): plasma membrane
Molecular function (GO): GTP binding; GTPase activity; GDP binding
Source: RefSeq, a predicted model, not a curated record